This is a messenger RNA of Strongylus vulgaris, 2190 nucleotides long. NCBI's taxonomy places the organism in Eukaryota, Metazoa, Nematoda, Chromadorea, Rhabditida, Strongylidae. The record is from the annotation of a GenBank genome assembly.
AUGAGACGUGAUCCGGAGAAUAAGCACAUACCUCUUCUUGACUUUUCAAGAUUUGAAAAUCCGGAUCAAGAACCCCAACUUAAAUUUGUUUUCAAUACUUCCUCUACUGCUGUUGACGAAUCGAAGACAUUUAUCUACAUUGGAAAGUGCCGUUGUGAACUGGAUUUGAGUAUAGUGGAUCGAAUAGCUGAUUUGUUCGAAUCGCGUCCAUUUUUUGAUUUGCCCUCGUAUCGACGUUCGAGGCUAGAUAGUAUUGUCAGAAAAGAUCCGUUGCAACUGCGCGAAGAUCUGUUUAGUAUCCCUGUUGUUGAGCAAUCGAAGAAACUGAUGAUUGUUGUCAAAUGCCAAGAUCUCGAGCUUGAUUUGAGAAUUCCCGUAGCUGACUUGCGAAAUCCAAAUGGAGCGAGAAUGCCGUAUCGACAGCGUCACGUUCAUUCUGAAUACAUUGGUUUACAUGUGAGUUCGAUGACUGUGGAAGUCCCACUCGGCGGAGAAAGUACUUUGUUUGAAUUGUUCGCGACGGAGAUCUACGGAAGCUUUUGUGGGGUCUCGGAUAAAUUUUCAUGUUCUGAUGAGGAUCGACGUUUUCUUUGGGGUGGACAAACAUCAGUGGAUGAACCAGUCCACAUGAAAUUCGAGUACGAUCCUCGUAACAAAGCUUUGAAGGCGUCAGGUACCAAAAUACACUGUGUUAGCGGACUCGGGAUCAAUGAUGAUAUGACGAAGAGCAUCUCAUUAUCAGUCAUUCAGUCUUUACCUCAUAGAGAAGGUCCUUUUGCACAAACACACCGGUCGUUCCUGCAUAAUCAUGAAGAGGAUAAUGAUUUAAUCUUGGCGGGUUCACGCGAAGAAAUGACCGCCUUCGGAGCUAAGUGCAUUCUUCAGUCUAUUAUGGUCAUAUCACUUGAUAUCCCUCUUCUACGAGUGUUGAUACCGAGCCAUUCGUAUCUCGAAGUGUUGUACAAUCGGCUGGUUAACGAUCUUCUCUUGUGGCAGCCAGCUGCACCCGCCAUGAGACCAGGUGACGAAGAGUUCAAGAUAAACGCCCUCAGUGAUGACAUGUUUCAUGAGUGUGGAGGUGAUCCUAUGGAUAGAUUUGAUGAUGAUUGUGAAGAAGAGCGCUUCAAUGCCUCGGUGCAGUCAAAUGGAUAUGACAAGAACAAAUCUCAUAUGCUGAGUCUUUUGUUGAAUGUCAAGAAAGGAACAGCUGUUAUGUGUACUGCCAUAAAGGAGGAUGAAGAGCAGAAAGGAACUGGUCAGGUCUCCAUGGAGCUGUCAGACGCACAAUUGUUUGCAGUAGGCGGCUAUCAUGGAAGGAUGACUGAUACUUAUUUUUAUUUCACUACACAUACCGUUGGUGUUGGGCAUAGAAAUGUUUGCUCCAUGCCAAAAAUUGUCAAUCAGCCUGACUUUGGUAAAUGGAGCAAAGACGAUACACAAAUGGACUCAAUCCCCACUGGCGAUGAAUUUUGUUCACAGUCUAGCGACGAUGCAGUUGGUGUUGCUGUAUUCUUGUGCGAGCGACCUGGCCAAAAUAUCAAGGAUGUGCUGCUGGCGAUAGCAAUACGUAAUAGUUGCUUACAAGUUCGACCUUUCUCGAACUUGAAAGAAACUUGGGCGCUACAGUUGGCGGACCUGUUCACAUUGCAGGAUUAUCCUAUUCCUGGUUACGAACUCCCUGUUGUGACGGUCGCCAGUGUUUUCGAAAGCGCUCGAGUUUUUAUGAGCAACAGCAAAAGGUCUAGGGACAAUGUUCGCUUCGAAGAGCAAAGAACAACGAGAAACGCAUCUUCUAAUAAGCCUACCAAAAACAAAUUUUUCAAAGUUGUUGAUGUGGGGUUGUUUCAGCUUGAGGCCUGGGCUUGUGCUGACUCACUAGUGGCUUUGCUUAACAUUGCAUCAGAGAUCGCCCAUUCCAAUAAUUAUGCUGCCAAUUCGAAUAAUGAUAAUGCUGGUACCAAUCAUUCCACGGAUAGCUUUGAGGGUACCAUCGUUUCGGAGCGUGACAAUUAUGCUCCUUCUGUAAGUCAAUCGACAGUGAGUAUUCCCAAACCAUUAGAGAUGAAAAUGAAGCGUAUGUUGGCUUCUGCUAUGGAAGAGAAAACAUCGGAUAGUUUAUAUGGAGCUAUUUCUUGUGGAAAGGAUGCUCUUGAGGAGUUUUCACCGAAUUUCGCAAACCAGGCAAAAGCG